CCAGUCGAGUUGACGAGACCAUCAUCGUCUCCUCUCGAAUUCGACGUGCGUUGUGGUUCAGAUGGAGUGAGGUGAAGCCCGCGGAACCGCCGCGCGCUUAAUUUGUCGCGAUCUUCACAAAAGCCAUUGUCGACCACACCAGGGCGUGAUGGCCGCGAAGGAGGUGUGCGGUGGACGCUGGUGCGAGCGCGGACCUGGGGGAAUUUGUGAGGGCCUGGGGGAAGUUGUGGUCUUGAGACGCCGCGUUGGGCCUUGGAGCGACGCGACCGUCGGACUCGUGCCUCGGGUGCCUAGCAAGAUGUGUUGGGUGGGGUGUUGUGUUGCGGCAUUUCGUUUCUGGGGACGCUUCGGUGCCGGAGACGCAUCUUGCUGGCAUGAGGUCAUGCGUAGAGGCGCGGUCUUGCUGGCAUCGAGGACGUCGCGGGCUUCCGUUGCAUUUGUUGGGGAACGACGGCGGUCAGCGGCGGGCGCGAGGCAUGAUUUCUCGCGAGCGGUCCGUCGUGUUGAAAGGCGCGACGUCGUCGACGCGUUUUGUGGCGAGGGGUGGUGAUGCGGCGGGCGGGGAGGUGUGAUUCCAUCGCGUCGAGGCCGGCGCGACGCUUCGCUGACGACGACAGGUCUGAUUUAGUUGUUGUAACGUGUUUUUGC
Pelagomonas calceolata is the source of this 648-nucleotide messenger RNA. The record is from the annotation of a GenBank genome assembly. Lineage: Eukaryota; Pelagophyceae; Pelagomonadales; Pelagomonadaceae.